CUGCCAAUCCCUCCACUGGCCUCCAUUCAGUGUCCUCCACCCCUCUCUGCCAAUCCCUCCACUGGCCUCCAUUCAGUGUCCUCCACCCCUCUCUGCCAAUCCCUCCACUGGCCUCCAUUCACUGUCCUCCACCCCUCUCUGCCAAUCCCUCCACUGGCCUCCAUUCACUGUCCUCCACCCCUCUCUGCCAAUCCCUCCACUGGCCUCCAUUCAGUGUCCUCCACCCCUCUCUGCCAAUCCCUCCACUGGCCUCCAUUCAUGUCCUCCAUCCCUCUCUGCCAAUCCUUCCACUGGCCUCCAUUCAGUGUCCUCCACCCCUCUCUGCCAAUCCCUCCACUGGCCUCCAUU
Molecule: messenger RNA, 348 nt
Organism: Staurois parvus
Lineage: Eukaryota; Metazoa; Chordata; Amphibia; Anura; Ranidae
Source: the annotation of a GenBank genome assembly